Panonychus citri (citrus red mite) is the source of this 3113-nucleotide messenger RNA. Its product is annotated as protein lin-54 homolog. The coding region runs from base 151 to 2094 and encodes 647 amino acids. Gene Ontology annotation, biological process: regulation of DNA-templated transcription. NCBI's taxonomy places the organism in Eukaryota, Metazoa, Arthropoda, Arachnida, Trombidiformes, Tetranychidae. The transcript has 4 exons. Gene Ontology annotation, cellular component: nucleus. The record is from RefSeq and is a predicted model, not a curated record.
GAAAUGAUUUUGUUUUUUUUUUGUAGUGGAAAAAUUUGUGAAUUUAUUAACGAAGUAUAUUUCCUGUGAUGGUGAUUUUGAUCUGGUGUUUAUCAAUUUUUAUUUAGAUAUUUAAAGAGAUUAAUUGUUUGUUGUUGUUAGAGGAAAGAAAUGGCUUCCGAGGAUAUUAUAUUUCAAAAUGUUGGAAGUGAGGUUAGCAUUGAUUGUUGUGGUGAAGAAUUGGUUGCCCCGCUUGAAGGAGUUUCUCUUCCCGCCACAAGUACCAAAGGCUUACGUCGUUCAAAGGCUAGUGAAUCAAAUAAACAAUCAAUGUUAACUGAUGCUUCUUCAAGUCAACUAUUGGAUUCAACAGGUGAUAAUCAACCCUCCAAUCUGGCUCAAUUUAUAACAUCGAUACGACCACCAUCUCUUAUUGGUACCUCGGUUGUUGGUCCUAUCACAACCAGUGAAUCUAUUGGUAGCAGUAGCAGCGUUACUUCAUUAACUGGUGUUGUUAGUAAAAAUCUUACCAUCAGUGGUAAUAACAAUACAACAUUAUCAUCACCUUCUUCUAGUAAUACCAUUAUCAUAAAUAGUAACAACAACAACAACAACAAUAAUAAUAAUAGUAACACUUUGGCCACGAGUGGUGGUGGUACAAUUAUUGUCAAUAGUAAUAAUAUUUUUACUUCUGUUGGUAACACUAUUUCCAGUAAUAAUAUUAUCAAUUGUAAUACUGGCGGUGGUGAGAGUGUAAUUAAUGUAAGCCCUGCUUUUAAAAGGAUUCCAAGUUCCAGUAAUCGAAAUUUAAUUAAAAGGCAACCACAAGCAAUUGCACCGGCACCACCAACCCCAACCCAAACAACUACAAAUACCCUUCCAGCGUCUAGUAUUAUAACAAAGGUGAUAAUGACACCAACCGGACAGCAAUUAUUGAUAACAAGUCCUGUUAAACAGGGAGGCGAUCUUGUUAACUUAAAGUCUGUACCAUUCUCAAUACAACCCGCACCCAGUUCAACUAAUGUUAACAAACCCGUUAACAAGCAACAAACCUCAACACCGACUUUCCUUGCAACAGGAUCCGGCGGGCUAAUUAUGGUACCAGCCCAAUUUGUUCAACAACAAACCUCUACCCCUGUUGUCGAUCAACCUGUCUCUGGAUCUGUUUUAACUCCUAUCUCUACAAAAAGUAAUCAAAUUAAAGGAACUACCUCAUUAUCAUUAACAUCAUCAUCAUCUAACACCAAACAAGUGACUUUGGCUGCAAGUAAACCAAUAACCUCUACACCAACUAGAACCAAUUUUGUUCCCAUAGCUCCAAGUCCAAUUUCGCAUCAACAAGCAAGUGUCCUUUCUGCAAGUCAAAUUUUGGCAGGUUUGAGUUCUGCAAAACCUGCUCAGAAUGGCCCAAAGCUAGAUAAUGAUCCAAAUAGGCCUCGUAAACCCUGUAAUUGUACAAAAUCUCAGUGUCUGAAGCUCUACUGUGAUUGCUUUGCCAAUGGAGAAUUUUGUAAUAAUUGUAAUUGCAUUAAUUGUGCAAAUAAUCUAAAACACGAAGAAGAACGACAAAAAGCAAUCAAACAGUGUCUUGAGAGGAAUCCGCAUGCUUUUCAUCCUAAAAUUGGUAAAGGUCGAGGUGACAUUGCUGAACGAAGGCACACCAAAGGUUGUAAUUGCCGUCGAAGUGGCUGUCUUAAAAACUAUUGUGAAUGUUACGAGGCUAAAAUAUUGUGCUCAGAACUUUGCAAAUGUAUCAGCUGUAAAAACUAUGAAGACUCUUACGAGAGGAAAACUUUAAUGCAUCUUGCUGAUGCUGCUGAAGUUAGAGCGGCUCAACAAUCAGUGGCCAGUAAAUCUCAUCUAUGUGGAAGUGAUUUCCGUGCUAAGCUACCAGUUUUCAUGGCAGAUCGAGCUGAAAGGACACAUUGCUCUUUCAUUACUAAUGACGUUAUCGAAGCCACGAGUGAAUGUCUAUUGGCACAAGCCGAUGCCGCUGAGAAGGAAGGAUUAAGUCAAGAUGAAGUAGAGAAACUGAUUCUAGAAGAAUUUGGAAGAUGUCUCAGGCAAAUCAUAGAAAGUGCUAAUAACUCUAAAACAGCCAAAGCCAAUCAAUAAUUUUUACCCAACCAAACUCUGGUGUGAAUUUUAACAGCACAAUGAAAAUCAACUACAACAACAACAACAACAAUUAACAAAUAAUUAACAUGGUUAUCUUCUGUAAAUUGACUAUAUCUAAGCAUCCAUUGAAGGAAAAAAGAAUUUGAAAUAAGUCCAAGGCUUAAAUUUUGUUUUGGGUGAUACAUUUGUAUCCACCACAAACAACAAUUAAGGAGGAAACAAGAGGAUUUUUGCAGUUUCAAGCGUCAGUUUUGGAGUAAACGGAAGGUGGUGGGAAAGAUUAAUUUCUCAUGGAGACGAGUAAUCACUUAGAUUUUUCUGAAUUUCUGAUUCCAUGUUUUUCAUGAGCAGACUUUUCUCUCUUUCUUUCUCUUUCUCUUUCUCUCUCUCUUUCAAUUUGACAUCAAGGAAAACAGAAACCAAAAUGAGUCAGAAAUAAACAAAAGAAGGAAAAAGACAAAUUAAUGUUUUCUUUUUUAUAAUUAACAUGGAUGUUAACUUAAAUUCUUAAAAAUAAGCUGAUCUUUGUAUAAUCUUACUCACGCUUCUCUUGUAUCAUCCUCCCUCCCUCUCUCUCUCUCUCACUCCCAUCAAAACCAAACCUUCACCCACCACCACCCACUCACUGAAAUCAACAAACAAUUAUCACAGGUAUGAAAAUAGUUUAUAUUUAUCUAAGUGACAUCAACAUAAACUGACAAAGCCAACAAUUUAAACUCAUAACAAUAAGGGAAACUUAAAAAAAUUAAAUGAUGCAGACAAACCAACAAAUCGAUAGGAUUACAAUUACAAUCAAAUCGAGAGAAAGAGGAAAUUAGAUAAACAUAAACAAUUAAUUGCUUGUGAUUAAAUCUCUUAUCCUUCCCAACCUCUAACACCACCUUCAAAGUAUAAGGUGGCACAAUUAAUACCCACAAGCAACUUAUAUCUAAUUAAUUAUAAUUAAUAUCACCAUUUAUUAUUAUUAUAAAAAAAAAUAUUGUCAUCACUGAUAUAGCAAAAAAAAACAACAACAA